AUGCCAGGUGAAGAAAAAAAGUUUCGAAACAUGACCACAAAACUUAUUCAAUUUGAUAACAACAUCCAAAACAUUAAAAAGGCAAUUGAAGAAGUGAAGAAUGCUGAAUUAGAUGACGGGGAAUGCAUGGAAGAUGUACUGCAUGCCAAGCUGGCAGUGAUGAAAUCCAAUGAACCAAAUUUUCAACAACAUGAGAAACUGCAACAACUGAAUGAGCGAAUAUUCCGGGCUCUUCAUCCUGGUAUAACAAUUACUCAUAUAUUAAAACUUUUGUCCCCAAAAAUGACCAUGCUGGGGACUUGUGAAGAUGAUGAUAUCGAAAUGACCCAGGAGAUCAACACCAAGUGUCCAUACACAGGCAUGGACAUGGUCCACCCAGUACGCAACAAACUGUGCGGUCACAACUAUGAGCGAGAGGGGAUCAUGCAGUAUAUCAAGCAGCGAAUGAAUAAGGCCAAGUGCCCUUUAAGUGGAUGUGGAAACGAGAAACCCGUUGAAGAAUCGGACCUGGUUGAGAAUAAAGAACUGAAAAGAUAUAUAGAGAAAAACAAGAAAUCAAAAUGA
Messenger RNA from Mya arenaria, 564 nucleotides. Its product is annotated as E3 SUMO-protein ligase NSE2-like. Gene Ontology annotation, biological process: double-strand break repair via homologous recombination; protein sumoylation. Gene Ontology annotation, molecular function: zinc ion binding; SUMO ligase activity. The record is from RefSeq and is a predicted model, not a curated record. Bases 1 to 564 code for a protein of 187 amino acids. Lineage: Eukaryota; Metazoa; Mollusca; Bivalvia; Myida; Myidae. Gene Ontology annotation, cellular component: Smc5-Smc6 complex; nucleus. The transcript is spliced from 5 exons.